AUGGAGCACGAUGAUUUCGACGAUGUGUAUUCCAGUCACCGGAGCGAAGCUGGGCCCGCAGGAGGUGCAAACGGGAGGAGACACAGCAGCCCGCCUGUAAACCAGCCGGGGCGAGGCGCGGAUGCGCUGGACGUCGCGGGGCUGGAAGGAGGGACGUUGGAAUGCACAGUCACGCAGCCUAUGAAGGAGAACGAUGGGACAAAAGAUGCUUAUGUGUCGUAUCUUGUUACUACAACUACCACAUUCCCCUCGUUCCAGAAACCAGUAACGACUGUCCGCAGACGCUUCACGGAUUUCGUCUUUCUCUACAAAUCACUUACCAAAGAAUACCCAGCAUGUGCGGUUCCGCCAUUACCAGACAAGCACAAGAUGGAAUACGUCCGGGGCGACCGGUUCGGCCCAGACUUCACACAGCGACGAGCCAACUCUCUCGGACGCUUCCUUACCCGACUAGCCCUGCACCCCAUCUUGCGGAGGAGCUCCCUGCUUAUAAUCUUCCUCGAAAGCACUGACUGGAAUGCUACAAUGCGGACUCGUCCCCAGCGGGGCUCGAUAGCAUCAGACCAGGGCUCCACGGGCGUCUUCGAUAACUUCACCGAUACCUUCAUCAACGCCUUUACCAAGGUGCACAAGCCUGACAGACGAUUUAUCGAAGUGCGGGAGAAAUCAGACAAGCUGGAUGAGGACCUCGGCCACGUCGAGAAGAUCAUUGUCCGCGUCGCUCGCCGCGAGGGUGAUCUCGAGACCGAUUACAAAGACCUGGCCGAGCAGUUCCAAAAGCUCGUCCAACUGGAGCCGGGGGUGGAGCAGAGCGUGCAUGCCUUCGCCGCCAGCGUGGAGGAGAUGAGCGGCGGCAUCAGGCUGCUGAAGGAGCACACGGACCAGGAUUACCUCGGCAGUCUGCGGGACAUGCAGGCGUACAGUAUGGCGCUCAAGAACCUCCUCAAGGCGCGCGAGCAGAAACAGCUCGACUUCGAACAGCUCACCGAAUACCUCACCAAGGCGACGACGGACCGCGACGUGCUGGCCGCCUCGCACGGGUCCUCGGGCCUCACGGGACCGGGCGGCUUCAUCCGCAGCAAGAUCGAAGACGUGCGCGGCGUGGACCACGAGCAGUCGCGGCGCGACCGGCUCCGGCGGCUGGAGCUCCGCAUCGACGAGCUGACGCGCGAGGUCGAGGAGGCCAAGAAGACGACCGAGGCCUUCGACGAGGAGGUGGUGCGCGAGGUGGCCGAUUUCGAGCGCAUCAAGCGCAUCGAGUUCAAGACGCAGUUCGGCGCCCUGGCCGACGCCCACACGGAUUUCUACCAGGGCAUCAUCGAUAAUUGGGAGAAGUACGUGCGUGAGAUGGAGAGCUUGGGGGCGCCGCUCGCGUAG
Amorphotheca resinae ATCC 22711 is the source of this 1377-nucleotide messenger RNA. RefSeq lists its product as hypothetical. Gene Ontology annotation, cellular component: phagophore assembly site. The transcript has 2 exons. The record is from RefSeq and is a predicted model, not a curated record. The coding region runs from base 1 to 1377 and encodes 458 amino acids. Lineage: Eukaryota; Fungi; Ascomycota; Leotiomycetes; Helotiales; Amorphothecaceae. Gene Ontology annotation, biological process: cytoplasm to vacuole targeting by the Cvt pathway; autophagy. Gene Ontology annotation, molecular function: phosphatidylinositol binding.